Messenger RNA from Musa acuminata AAA Group (dessert banana), 601 nucleotides. RefSeq names its product probable alpha,alpha-trehalose-phosphate synthase [UDP-forming] 7. Bases 21 to 569 code for a protein of 182 amino acids. The record is from RefSeq and is a predicted model, not a curated record. Gene Ontology annotation, cellular component: cytosol. Gene Ontology annotation, biological process: trehalose biosynthetic process. Gene Ontology annotation, molecular function: trehalose-phosphatase activity. Lineage: Eukaryota; Viridiplantae; Streptophyta; Magnoliopsida; Zingiberales; Musaceae. The transcript is spliced from 2 exons.
GACAAGCCGAGUGGGAAUCUAUGGAGGAAGCCGUCAACCUCGAUUGGGUCGGUGUCGCGGGGCCACUGAUGAAACGGUACAUGGAGGCCACGAAGCAUCCGACGUUGGAGAUCAAACACAGUGCAAUCGUGUGGCGGUAUGAAGAGGUAGACCCUGCACGGGCAAAGGAGAUGGUGGACCUUAUGAAGGAUUUGCUACUACACGAACCAGUAGCGAUCAAGAGUGGCCAUCGUAGCAUCGAAGUCCAUCCGCAGGGAAUCAACAAAGGCUCGGUGGUCAGGAAGGUCCUCUCGGCGAUGGCUGACGACCAGAAUCGAGCGGACUUUGUGCUGUUCAUCGGCGACGACUCCUCAGACCAGGACAUGUUCGAAUUUUUCGCCACGGAUAAGCACAAGGAUGUGGUUGCUCCCCGUGCCACCGUGAUCACUUGCACGGUUGCCAAUAAGGCCAGCAAAGCCAAGUAUUACCUGGAAAACAUUGACGGAGUCAAAAGUCUGCUCGUCUCCCUUGCUGAACGCGCAAGGUCGCUGUCGAGAUCUAAGCUGCUUACGUUAACCGAACAACAAUGAGCAGACACUUCUCUUCCAACUUGGUGAUUGGA